This is a messenger RNA of Aspergillus aculeatinus CBS 121060, 978 nucleotides long. Its product is annotated as short-chain dehydrogenase/reductase. Gene Ontology annotation, biological process: secondary metabolic process. Lineage: Eukaryota; Fungi; Ascomycota; Eurotiomycetes; Eurotiales; Aspergillaceae. The record is from RefSeq and is a predicted model, not a curated record. The transcript has 4 exons. Bases 1 to 978 code for a protein of 325 amino acids.
AUGGUGUCAAUUGCUACCGUACGAGAAAACAACUCCGCCAUCACUGGCCUUUACGGGUCCGGCCUGGUCGGUGUGUUUGUCGGCGGAACCAGCGGAAUAGGCGAAUCGACCGCCCGCGCCUUCAUCCGCAGCACCCAUGCCUCACGGGCGUACCUUGUCGGCCGCGACCAGGCCCGAGCCAGCCGGAUCAUCGAGGAAUUGCAACAAAUGCACCCAGACGCGCAGAUCACGUUCAUCAAGUCCGAUGUCUUCCUGUUACGCGAAGUCGACGAGGCAUGCAGAACCAUCCAACAAAACGAAGACAAAGUCAACAUUCUAUUCCUGAGUCCAGGGACCGGGACGAUGAAAGGCCGGGACGAAACCGCCGAAGGCCUCGAUAAAAAACUCAGCCUUCACUACUACUCGCGCAUGCGCUUCGUCGCCAACCUCCUCCCGCAGCUGCAGAAAGCCGGUGCUGCCACCACCGCAGACGGGAACGGACCCCCGCUCUCCCGCGUCGUUUCCGUCCUCGAAGCCGGCCACGAAGCAGCCCUACAACUGGACGAUCUCCCCCUCCAAACCCACUACUCGCUGCGCAACUGCGCGAAACACGCCACGACCAUGACCUCCGUCGCGAUGGAGCAUCUUGCCGCCGCGUAUCCGCAGGUCUCGUUCGUCCACUCGUUCCCGGGGCUGGUGCGGACGCGCCUCGACCGGGAUUUCGGCACGGUCACGAAGUGUGCGCUCGCGGCGGUGAUGGUGCUGGCUAAGCCGUGGGAGACGCCGCUGGGUGAGAGUGGGGAGAGGCAUUUGUUUGCGGCGACGGGUUUACGGUUCCCGGCGCGGGGAUUGGGGCAGAAUGGUGGGCGUGAGGUGGCGCAGGGGUCGGAUGGGGAUGCUGGGAGUGGUGAGCUUAUGCGGCAGUAUCGGGCGGGAGGGGUAAGGGAACGGAUUUGGAAGCAUACGCUUGAUGUGUUUGCUGCGGUGCGUGGUGGAUAG